Molecule: messenger RNA, 1439 nt
Organism: Prinia subflava (tawny-flanked prinia)
Lineage: Eukaryota; Metazoa; Chordata; Aves; Passeriformes; Cisticolidae
Gene: LAPTM5
Product: lysosomal protein transmembrane 5
Exons: 8
Coding region: 106-882 (258 amino acids)
Cellular component (GO): lysosomal membrane
Source: RefSeq, a predicted model, not a curated record
ACAUUCAGAGAGCAGGAAGGAAGCCGAGCUGCUCUCGCUUCGCUUUCCGUGGGGCGGCCGCAAAUUCGACCUCAUUAACUCAGGAGUGCUCAGAGGGACCCAAAAAUGACCCCCCAAACCCACCCUGAGCCCCCCAAAUGCUGCUGCUUCAACAUCAAGACAGCGACGGUGGCCCUGGGGAUCUUCCACAUGGUCAUGAGUGUCCUGCUGCUGAUCGAGUAUUCCCUGGAGGUGGCCAACGGGAAGGGCUUCUGCAGAGACCUGGACAAGGAUUACUACAGAAUUGCUGAUGUCACCACCAGUUUCCUGCUGAUCCUCAUGCUGUUUGUCAUCAGCUUCCACCUCCUGCUCGGGGUGCUCAAGAAUAGGGAGCGGCUCCUGAUCCCCUUCCUGGCUCUGCAAGUCAUUGAUUUCCUCCUCAGCCUCCUGACCAUGUUCAGCUCCUACAUCCAGGUUCCAGUGAUCAUCUCCGUGUCCUCGCUGGGCCACACGCAGGGCCACUCCAGGAUUCCCCUGCUGGCGCUGCAGCUGCUGGAUUUCUGCCUGAGCAUCCUCACCCUGUGCAGCUCCUACAUGGAGGUGCCCACCUACCUCAGCCUCAAGCCUGUGGACAGCAGGGGCUCUCCGCCAGCCCUGGAGAAGCUGCCAACAGAGGAAUACGCCAAAGUGAUGAUCACCUUCACCAUUGCCUUCGUGGCUGUGCUGCUCCUCAAGGCCUACAUGUUCAAGUGUGUCCUGAGCUGCUUUAAGUACAUCAAAGCCAGCAGGAGGGAGGAGGUGAAAGUGGAGCCACAGGCAGUGGAAAAGGCCGUGCUGCCAUCCUAUGAGGAAGCCCUGGAAUUGCCUUCCAAGGAUUCCCCCCCUCCCUAUGUGACCGUCUGAGCCCAGCCUGGGGGAGAGGUGACACUGAGUGCUGCUGCCUCUCCCCUCCUGGCAGAGUCCCAGUGCUCCCUCCAGAGCAGUUCCCAUCUUUUUCCAGCCAGAUCCUGCCAGGGAACUGCUGGAGUCUUCUCCCGCUCUGGAACCUCAAUUUCCUGACUCUGGCUCUGGUUGCCAUCCCUGGAAUCUGGGAUUUGGCUGCUGUGGGGUGCAGGCUGGCCCGAGCCCUGCCAGCUUUGCUCUGUGCCACCAGGAUGGCUCAGCAGUGAGACCUUUAGGAGGUGGGAUUAAGGGAUGAACGGGGAAGGAAUUUUCUCUGGGAUAACCCAGCCCUGCAGCUCUGCCAGCCAGAAUUCCUACAGAAAAGGGAUCAGCUAAAAACCCCCAGGAACUGCAGCUCUCGCCCUGUCUGCUUGUGAUGAUUGACAGCGCCCCAGAAUAUCCAACCCAGCGUUGCUCUGCCAUUUCAUACCUGAGUGGGUGCAUUUUUCCGUGCUUUUAUGUGACUUGGAAGACGAGUUUCAAUUAAAAUAAAAAUGUUAAUGGCUUCCAAACUGUGA